AGCCCGGCGCCGUUUCCCCCUUAUUGCCCGGUUCCUCGGUUCCCCAACUGCCUGUGUGGCUACCCGGAGCGUCUCCCACCGAGGGGCCGGGAACUGGGGAGUCAUGGCUGAGGUGAAAGUGAAGGUGCAGCCGCCCGACGCGGAUCCGGUCGAAAUAGAAAACAGGAUUAUAGAAUUAUGUCACCAGUUUCCCCAUGGAAUCACAGACCAAGUAAUUCAGAAUGAAAUGCCUCAUAUAGAAGCCCAGCAGCGGGCCGUGGCCAUCAAUAGACUCCUGUCCAUGGGUCAGUUGGAUCUCUUAAGGAGCAAUACGGGACUACUGUAUAGAAUAAAGGAUUCUCAGAAUGCUGGCCCUGUAUCAUUCUUUUUAAGUAAAAUGAAAGGAUCAGAUAACCAAGAAAAACUAGUAUAUCAAAUCAUAGAAGAUGCAGGAAAUAAAGGAAUAUGGAGCAGAGAUAUCCGGUACAAAAGUAACUUGCCAUUAACAGAAAUUAACAAAAUUCUAAAGAAUUUGGAAAGUAAAAAGCUUAUCAAAGCUGUUAAGUCUGUGGCAGCCUCAAAAAAGAAAGUAUACAUGCUCUAUAACCUGCAACCGGACCGAUCUGUGACUGGUGGAGCCUGGUACAGUGAUCAGGAUUUUGAAUCAGAAUUUGUAGAGGUGCUUAACCAACAGUGUUUUAAAUUCCUACAAACCAAGGCAGAAACAGCACGAGAAAGCAAACAGAAUCCAAUGAUACAAAGAAAUAGUUCAUUUGCCUCAUCACAUGAAGUGUGGAAGUACAUCUGUGAACUGGGGAUCAGUAAGGUAGAGUUGUCCAUGGAGGACAUUGAAACGAUCUUAAAUACACUCAUUUAUGAUGGGAAAGUGGAGAUGACUAUCAUUGCUGCAAAAGAAGGCACAGUUGGCAGUGUAGACGGACACAUGAAACUGUACAGAGCAGUCAAUCCAAUCAUCCCGCCCACGGGUUUGGUCCGGGCACCGUGUGGACUCUGCCCGGUUUUUGAUGACUGCCAUGAAGGUGGUGAGAUUUCACCAUCUAACUGUAUUUAUAUGACAGAGUGGCUCGAAUUUUAACAGAGAAUAGGAACUUUACUGACAUUUUGCAAAUGAAGUUACUUUGGGAGCAGAUAAUUUAACUCACGAUGGAACAUCAAAUUCCCUUGAAAGCAAACUUCACAAUAAUGGACAGACGUGCUGCUAUGCAAAAGUAUUUUUUUAAUCUAUGAAGACUAAAUUUAUAUUGGUAGAGUAGCCAACAGAAUAUGAAACAGGUAAGGUUAAUAGUGAAAUUCAUUCUUCAAUAAAUAUAAUACUUUGAACUUCCAGAAGACCACCUCUGAAGCUUUCAAGACUUUUGAUGGUUCAUGGAAAAAGAAGCCAACAAAUCCAUGUUUGCCAUAUACUACAAUAAUGACUAAAGUUUAAAAAUGCCCAUUUUAAAGUUAUUUAUUAAGGUCUUCAUUGGAAAGUUUUAUCUGUUCACUAUUGCCAUUAGUUUUCUCUUUUCUCAGUGGUUUCAUUGGGAAGGAAUCAAAAGCGGUGAGGCAGGAAUAGCACUUAGAGGCAUGAGUGGGGGAAAGUGUGGAACAUCCCUUUCCACACACUAUUCAUUCCUUUUUACAUCAGAAAUAUUCUUUGAGUAUUAUGCCUUUGUUCUUACCUCAAAUGCAAAUGACUGUUGCCAGAGAUGUUUUCAGUGCAUAAAUAUGAUUAUUCUAGUCCUAAAGAGAAUGUUUUCACUGAUCCUUCUUUGUCAGAGUCUUCCAAGUUUCACUCUGUGGCUCAGCUGCCUUAUUUGCUAGAAUUGCCCUAUAAUGCAUUGCCCUCCAUUCACACUUUAUUGUGAGCGGGGUACCACUCCACUUUUCUUGUCUUAUUUUAGAUUUUUUUUCUUUACGGUCUUAGAAGUCAUGGUGUAAUUGGUCUAACCUAAGCAAAAAGCCAUUAUAAUUUUUCUCAGUUCUAAUAGUACUUUCAAGCCUGCGUUAUUUGGUGUAUUGUUGCACAGAAGUUAGCUUUUUAGGAUCUCAGCAAUUGUAUUUUCACUUUGUAGCUCUACUUAAUGAUUUCUGUGUCCAAGCCAAAAGCAUGGGACCAAAGGAAAGGAACUCAAAGCCAGCUACUACUGAGGCCUGAGUUCAAACACCAGUUUGGAUAUACUCCAAGUGGUAAACAUCAGAAGGGUUAUUUUGAGAUAUAUGGGAUCAAUAAAAUAAAAUUCAGUUCAGUAACCAACUAAGAACCAGGUGGAGACUGUGGCCAGCUCUAUAGAAAUAUAAUCACUAACACUAGGACUUUGAAACAAAGAUCAUUUCAGGUAUUGGAUAUAUAGAGAAGAAUCUGGGAGCCUGAAACUACAACACCCGCAGAGAGUGCUGGAAUAGUAACAUUAUCUGUCCUUGGGACCUGGCCUGUCAUGAAAGUGCUAGUCUUAUUUAAUGAGAAAACUGAACUUGGGGAAGAGGUACAGGUGGGGAGAAGGAAGCAGUUCAUGUAUUAAAUACAGACUUUGCAUUGUGUCUUGACAGCCAAAGAUUUUAAAGCUUACAAUCUGAGACCGCAACAUAAAUGCUUUUCCCACAGCAUGUUUUUCAUUCUAAAUAGUAGCUGAAGGAGAAAAGAGACAAAAAUACUGUGUCUUUAAUACAUAGUUAAGUGGAUAUUUACCCAUCAGAAGUAAACUGUGACUAAAACAAAUUAUGGAGCUAUUGACUCCUGACACGAGAAAAUCAAAUUGUGAGUGAAGUCCUAAUCCUUACAGUUGAUUUCCAUUUAGUAUAAGAUAUUUUGGUCACCUAAGUAUAGAUAUUCCCUGGAGUCGGUUAGGGCCCCUCAACUCUGCUUAAUAAUGAUCCAUUGGGAAUCAGUCAUGAGAGACCAUGAUUCAGUGGUUUAAAUGGGUAGUUUAUGUGGGAUUCUUCUAUAAAACUCCUCUGAGCUUAAUUUGGUGAAGAGUAAAUUUUAUGCAGCCAUGAUUUUUACAGCGAUCAACUGAGUAAAUGAGUCAAACAAUUUCAAGUUGAGUGACUUUUACUUUGAACCAUUAUUAUUACAUGGUGGGUAGGAAGAAUAAAAAUACAUGUCCUAGACUACUGCUGUCCCACAAACUUUUUAUAAGGAUGACAGUAUUCCAUAUCUACUGUUCAGCAAAGCAGCCACUAGUCACCUGGGCUGUUAAAACUUGAAAUGUAUAAAUUUCAAGUGUGAAUGAAGAACUGAAUUUUUAAUCUUUUAGCUCCCUGUGGUUAUUAGCUACCAUAUUGGAUAACACAACUAGGUCUAGAUUAAUUAUAGGAAUGAAGAAUAUCACAAUUACUUAUUUCUCAAUUGUAUAGAUUUGUUGCCUUUCUGUGGAAGAGGAGGACAACAUAAUAUUAUUAACUUAUUUGUAUAAGUCUGUAAUUUUUUUUAUGGCUUCUCUUUUUUUUUAAGAUUUUA
Enhydra lutris kenyoni (northern sea otter) is the source of this 3439-nucleotide messenger RNA. RefSeq names its product RNA polymerase III subunit F. NCBI's taxonomy places the organism in Eukaryota, Metazoa, Chordata, Mammalia, Carnivora, Mustelidae. The record is from RefSeq and is a predicted model, not a curated record. The transcript has 10 exons. Gene Ontology annotation, biological process: transcription by RNA polymerase III. Gene Ontology annotation, cellular component: RNA polymerase III complex. The coding region runs from base 104 to 1075 and encodes 323 amino acids.